Molecule: messenger RNA, 2567 nt
Organism: Andrographis paniculata
Lineage: Eukaryota; Viridiplantae; Streptophyta; Magnoliopsida; Lamiales; Acanthaceae
Product: twinkle homolog protein, chloroplastic/mitochondrial-like
Exons: 21
Coding region: 106-2277 (723 amino acids)
Biological process (GO): DNA replication
Molecular function (GO): single-stranded DNA binding; ATP binding; 5'-3' DNA helicase activity
Source: RefSeq, a predicted model, not a curated record
UGGAAAUUAUACGGAGUUUUCCUAAACCCUUGGGCGGUACUUUCUUCCAUGAAAAUCGCAAGUCCUCCAUCAUCUUCUUCUGCUUCUCUUUAGCGAGGUGGCAAAAUGCUUCCUUUACUGCGGAGGAAGCUGUUCUUUACUUCUAAUUCAACGAGUUGCAGAAUGAUAUCCUGUGGCUCCCGCAAUUCUCUGCUUCCAAAGUUAACUGUUACUCCUGCGUCGCACGCCCGCGCUCUGUAUAGUAGUUCUUCUUCACUGACCCACGAUUUCCACUCUUGCAGCAGGCCAAAUGUCGUUUUCUAUGCUUCUCCGAAGCAUUUUUCUCGUAUUUACCUGAGGACAUACAGUUUUGGUUCGAGACUUGUUCAUGAACCGAUUACUGUGGAUUAUGAGACUGAUAUCAAGAGAGUGGUGGUUCGAAGACAGAAGGAGAUUUUACAAAAAAGAUUGAAAGAAAUUGGAUUUGAUGCUACUGAGUGUCUUCCGGGAAGAUCCUACUCAUUUCCUUGUCCAGUUUGUAAAGGAGGAGGUGAUCCACAGAAGGAUAGCUUAACACUUUGUAUUAGUGAGAACUGGUGGCAAGCGAAUUAUUCCUGCUUUCGGACGGAAUGUCAGUGGAAAGGUGUUACCCAUGCCAGUGCAGGUGAAAAAUCAAGCUAUGACAGCAUGAGUAUUGUUAAGCAAACAAAGACAACUGAUAGAAUGUCAGAGGAGAGCUUAGAAUUGAAACCUUUGUGUGAUGAGGAAGCAACUGCAUUUUUUGCUAAGCGGAUGAUAUCAAAAGAAACAUUACAGAGAAAUGGGAUCAUGCAGAAGAGAAUGUCGGGCAAGAUUGCUAUUGCAUUCCCUUAUCGAAAAAAUGGAGAGAUUGUAAGCUGCAAGUAUCGUGGUCUUCCUAAACAGUUUUGGAUGGAAGCUAACACUGAAAAGAUCUUUUAUGGACUGGAUGAUAUAAAAGAAGCAAGUGAUAUCAUCAUAGUCGAGGGUGAAAUGGACAAGCUUGCAAUGGAAGAAGCUGGUUUUAGAAAUUGUGUGAGUGUUCCUGUUGGGGCCCCUUCAAAAGUCUCUGAUAAAGAUUUGCCAUCAGAAGAAAAGGACACAAAUUACCGGUAUCUUUGGAAUUGCAAAGAUUAUACUGACAAGGCAUCUCGGAUCAUUCUUGCAACCGACAGUGAUCAUCCUGGUCAAGCCUUAGCUGAAGAACUUGCACGGCGCUUGGGAAAAGAAAAGUGUUGGAGAGUCAAAUGGCCCAAAAAGAAUGAUACUGAGAGUUUUAAAGAUGCAAAUGAGGUGCUUAUUUCUAUGGGCCCACAGGCACUGAAGGAAGUCAUUGAAAAUGCUGAGCUUUUUCCUAUAAAAGGGUUGUUUAACUUCAAAGAUUUCUAUGAUGAGAUUGAUGCCUACUACCAUCAGUCUCUUGGUUUUGAGCUUGGUGUUUCAACUGGAUGGACAGCUCUUAAUGAAUUAUACAAUGUUGUACCAGGUGAAUUGACAAUUGUUACUGGAGUUCCAAAUUCAGGCAAGAGUGAAUGGAUUGAUGCUCUUUUAUGCAAUCUCAACCAUAGUGUUGAUUGGAAGUUCGCAUUAUGUUCUAUGGAGAAUAAGGUUCGUGAGCAUGCUAGAAAACUGUUGGAGAAACACAUAAAGAAGCCUUUCUUUCAUGGCAGAUAUGGAAAGACUCGUGAUCGGAUUAGCAUUGAGGAGUUGGAGGAAGGGAAGAAGUGGCUACAGGAUAGCUUUUGUUUAAUAAGGUGUGAAGAUGAUUGCCUCCCGAACAUAAAAUGGGUACUUGAUCUUGCCAAAAUUGCUGUUCUGCGCCAUGGGGUCCGUGGACUUGUGAUUGAUCCAUAUAACGAACUUGAUCAUCAACGGUCAUCUAGUCAGACUGAGACAGAAUAUGUGAGCCAGAUGCUGACAAAAGUCAAACGAUUUGCGCAGCAUCACGCAUGCCAUGUUUGGUUCGUGGCUCAUCCAAGACAGUUGCAUAAUUGGGAUGGAGGCCCACCAAACAUGUAUGACAUCAGUGGCAGCGCACACUUCAUCAACAAAUGUGACAAUGGGAUUGUCGUUCACCGCAACAGGGAUCCGGAAGCCGGUCCUCUUGACCUGGUUCAGGUUUGUGUGCGCAAAGUGCGCAAUAAAGCCAUCGGAACAAUUGGGGAAGCCUAUCUGAGAUACAACAAGAUCACUGGAGAGUACAGCACUAUUGAUAUGGCCGCCAUUCAUAACCAUAAUAAAAACAAGAAUGAUGACAGUCCCGACACUAUGGAUAAGUAAGUGAAGAUGUGGAUUGUCUGCGUGCUUCCCUUCUUGUUAGUUAGCUUGCAACGUAGUUUAAUGUUAAGAGCAUGAGCAGCAGCAUCUAUUUUGUAUAUCUUUUAUUGUCUCCAGUGGGAGGUAGGCAGGCAGUGGUUGUUUUGCGUUCAAAAAACAUGUGCCAAAAUGCCGGUGGGAUUUAAGAAACAUGAUAAUAUAUGAUUAAUAUUAAAUCAGUGAUAAUAAUAUUUCGACCAUGUUACUGGACGGCCCAAUCUGUGGUUCUAGUCUAGAUAAAGUGAAUUUUCUGA